AUGGUGAUUGAGGAUGGAGCAGCUUCGCAUGGCUCGUCACACUACGGAUCGACCGUCUGCGAGCCGGGCUACGAGAUGCGCCAGGUGACCGUGACUGUCAGCGACUCGGCGCCGGUCGUCACCCUCCGCAUCGCACUCGAUGCCAAGGGCGGCUCAUUCGACUCACAUGGCGUCUAUCACUUUCCGUUUGCCUUUGCCCUUCCAGUCGAUACCCAGGGCUCGCUGGAGGUGCCACAGGGCGGGACUGGGACGCCCAUCACCGGCUCGGUCCGCUACUGGCUCAAGGCCAUGCUCACCCGCAAGGGUCUCAAGUUUAACGUAGGCUCGCCACAGCGCGACUUUGUUGUCGCACCGCUCUUCACCUCGGUUCCGGUUGCCGGCGGUGGCGCCUACACUGCCACCCUCUCGCUUGAUCGCAAUGCUGCUGUCCCGGGCGAGACCGUUAUGGCUCAUCUCCACGUCGCCAACAACUCGCCCAUGCCCAUCUCCUCGGUCACCUUUCAGAUUGUCCAGACCAUCUCGGGAACACGCCGCUCGCCGCCCGAGUCGGGCCAAAAGUCGCUGGUCAUUUUCACCUCGUCGCGUCCAGGUGCACAGCCGUACACUCCCCUCACCAUCGAGAUCGGCAUCCCGCUGCCGCCGGCAUUGUGGGCGACCGUCACCGGCCCGCUCCUCCGCAACGAAUACGCCGUUGUCGCUGUCAUCCAUCCGGCGUCUGGGCCUGACGUCCAUGCCGGUGUCGGCCUCUCGGCACCGCCGUCAGUUGUCCUCGCUCCGCCACCGGGCGUCGACCCGCUGCCGCUCGACGGCACCGUCCUGCCAGAACGCAAAGUCGGCCUCAAGUCGUGGCACAUGUACUUUAUCGACGUUCCCGCCCUCACUCACGAGGCCCGCCUCGAAAUCGUUCUUCGUGGAACGUCCAAGGCCACGCUGGCCCUUCGCCUUCGCAAAGCCUCGCAACCCUCUCAUUUGACCUCGUACGACUUUGCCGGCACCAAGGCCGGCAAGCACGUCUACUCGAUCGCCAUCAACAAGAACAACGGCGUGCCGCUCCAGCAGGGCCGCUGGUUUGUUGGCGUCUGGGGUACAAACGUCUUCCCACCCUCCUCCAAAUAUGUUCUCUCCGCCACACUCACUGGUGCCGCUCCGCCGCCGCCGCCUGCUGCGCUUCCGGAGCGAAGGUCAUCGCUAGAGUUGGAGUCUGGCGGCGCAUCGUCGUCGGCUGCGCCGUCCACCUCACCGAAGUCUGCUACCGCCUCAGCUUCAGCACCGCCGCCGCCGUCGUUUCACGAUCCCAACUAUGCCUCACUCGCGUCGGUGGCUUUGGCGGGAUCUGCGUACGCUGCGCCGCCUCCAGAGCCCGGAGCAGGCUCGGCAAGUAGUGUCGAGUCGUCGGCGGCCGAUGGUGCCGGAGUUGCCGACGGCGCCGACGACAACAGCUCGUACAGCAUUGCGGCCAGCGAGCUGCAGCGCGGCGAGUUGGUCGGAUCAGGCGCGUUUGGAGUGGUCCAUCGCGGUACCUGGCGCGGCGGCGACGUGGCCAUCAAGACCAUCAAGGUCGAUUCGUUGGCUUCCGACGCCGUGGCAGAGUUCAAGGCCGAGGCCAAGCUCAUGCGCCUCCUCCCACCACACCCCAAUGUUGUCCAGUUUCUCGGGGUGUGCAAGGCCGGCGAGAACGAGCUCUGCAUCGUCUCUUCGUUUGUGCCUGGCGGCACCCUCCUCGCUCUCCUCCAUCCAACCUCGGGCUUUGUGUGGAACGUCGAGAAGAAGCUUGGCGUGGCAGUCGGCAUUGCCGCCGGCCUCCUGCAUCUCUCAGCCGAGUCGAUUGUCCACCGCGAUCUUGCCGCCCGCAACAUCCUUGUCUCGGUCGGCGGCCAUGGCCCGGCAGCCACAGUCACGCCACUCCUCACCGACUUUGGCAUGAGCCGCGACGCGUCAGGCGCCGGCGACAACUACACCGCGUCCGUUGUCGGCCCGGUCAAGUGGAUGGCGGUCGAGGCCAUCACACAUCGCAAGUACUCGGCCAAGUCGGACGUCUGGUCGUUCGGCGUGCUUCUCUUUGAGAUCUUCACCCAAACUGAGCCGUACGCCGGCCUCACUCCGCUGCAGGUUGCAGCCGGUGUCUCCAGUGGCUCACUCACCCUCGACCUCGAUGGCCACGCAGCUGACAUCCCUCCGCCCGUCGUUGAUCUCAUUCAAGCCUGUAUGGCCCACGAGCCCGAAGACCGACCCUCAGUUCGUGACCUGUUCCGCACCGUCUCGCACCUCCGCACUCAACUCAGCCCAACGCCCAGGCCUAUCAGCUAUGCCACUGUCAACCCGUUUGCCCCAUCGUCGUCGGCGUCGUCGUCCCCGGCCGCAACCCCGACACAGACCGCAACCUCAGGCCCGGCCUUUGCCUACUCGGAGAAUCUGGGUGGAUAAUAAUGCCAUUCAGGAGGUUAGUGCGAUGCCAGCCGAUGCCAGCAGCAACCAGAGGGCGACUGGCGUCGUAGUUUCCCCCGGAAAGGCACCUGACGCAAACCCGGCGUGAGGAGCGGUGGCCGCGAUGAGCGGCGGCGGUCAGAGAUAAACAAGACAAC
Molecule: messenger RNA, 2582 nt
Organism: Thecamonas trahens ATCC 50062
Lineage: Eukaryota; Apusomonadida; Apusomonadidae
Product: TKL protein kinase
Exons: 4
Coding region: 1-2424 (807 amino acids)
Biological process (GO): protein phosphorylation
Molecular function (GO): protein tyrosine kinase activity; ATP binding
Source: RefSeq, a predicted model, not a curated record